AGUGAACUGCACUUCCUAUUACUGCUGUCUACUGACUAAACCAGAAAUCGAGAGGAUGAGAAACGAAAGGAACGCGUUUGACGCACGGUUUAUAAAUGAAUAUGAGCAGUAAAUGACACAGAUUCUGCGGUUCGGAUCCAGUUGUGCGCGCAAUGGGAGCGUCGCGCGUGCGGGCGGCAGUUUGAUUAAACGGCGACUUCUCAAAGUUUUAUAUGUUGGUGGCUGAAGACGAUUCAAGAUGAAGAAACAGUUCAACCGCAUGAAACAGCUCGCCAACCAGACCGUUGGCAGAGCAGAGAAGACCGAAGUACUGAGUGACGACCUUCUUAUGAUUGAGCGGCGCCUUGAAAAUGUGCGACUGGUCUCUCAUAAUGCGCACAAGAGGAUGGUCAUGUGCCUGCAGGGUAACGUGGGCUCAGAUGCGGAGAAGAGACAUAAAAAGCUUCCUCUCACAGCCCUUUCACAAUCCAUGCUGGAUGGAGGAAGUCAGCUCGGAGACGAGUCCUUCAUCGGGUGA
Molecule: messenger RNA, 517 nt
Organism: Sinocyclocheilus grahami
Lineage: Eukaryota; Metazoa; Chordata; Actinopteri; Cypriniformes; Cyprinidae
Product: rho GTPase-activating protein 17-like
Exons: 4
Coding region: 239-517 (92 amino acids)
Biological process (GO): regulation of actin cytoskeleton organization; positive regulation of GTPase activity; regulation of Rac protein signal transduction
Cellular component (GO): cytosol; cytoplasm; intracellular anatomical structure
Molecular function (GO): protein binding; GTPase activator activity
Source: RefSeq, a predicted model, not a curated record